AUGGGAAAACGCAAACAUAAGGAGUCUCAAGAACGCAUUAGGAAGAAAAUACGAAAAUUGGAGAAGCGGCUGCGACGUCAUGAAGAUUCGGACAGCAGUAAUGAAAGUCAUGUCAGGGGUGACCGACACUCGGCAUAUUCCUAUUAUGAAGACUCAAUUAUGGAAGUAACGGAUUCGGACGCCUCAAACUCACAUACAGACAUUCGAUCGGCCGUACAUGUCGUAGAGAUUAAUAACGAGCCGCUAACGGGUGGUUCGCCAAAACCUACGACAGCACAAAUUGUAUUGGAGCCGUCAACAUCGAAAUCAGCUAAUCAGCAGGAUUUAAAUACUACUUCUGUGAACUCUGGCGACUGUCAGACUACUAAUAUACCUACCGAUAUUUUAGACAUAUUAGGAAAUUCAAAGAAGAAAGAAGAGGUUUUCGGGCCACAAAUUCAGGAAGAAAUCUCUAAACGCUGGGGACGUAUACUAUGUGAGGGUCUAAAUAAAGAACAAAAGAAAGAGCUUAUAGAAAAUAUUCUAGUACCUGAAAAUUUUCAAUUGGUUAAGGCACCAAAUUUAAACCCUGAAAUAGCGGCCGUAUUGACAGAAUCGACUAAAAAUCGAGACAAACGUUUGGAAAAAACCCAAAAUUAUCUCGGUCUUGGAAUAUCGGCAUUAACCAGUUUAAUAUCUUCUCUUGUUGAAAGAGAUAAUAAUGUGGAUAAAAUGCAGAUAAUUAAACGUUUAUCUGAAACAAACCAAAUCUUAUUGGAUUUACACUUUGAAAGUACGCUCAACCGGAGGAAACUAAUUACAUAUACAUUGGAUAAAAAAUUCGUGGACCUUGUGCAAGAUGUACAAAGAGACUCGCUUCUUUUUGGAGAAAAUCUUACCGAAAAGAUUAAAGCGUCAAAAGCCGCUGAAAAGUCGGUCCUUCAAUUUAAGAGAGUUAACACCUCAGAGGUAUCAGCUCCAAAAAAGUUUACAAGUCAACAGGAAAACUGGAGGGGCCCACCCCGUCAAACUCAGCGUGGCAACAGACGAGGUGGGGCCAAGACUCGACCGACUUAUCGCUCCACAAGACGACCUGCUCCAACAACGGACCACUACCAGGACUCGUUGAAGUCCCAUCCACGAACCAAAUCCCACCCGAGGAAUCGAUAG
Molecule: messenger RNA, 1149 nt
Organism: Achroia grisella
Lineage: Eukaryota; Metazoa; Arthropoda; Insecta; Lepidoptera; Pyralidae
Exons: 2
Coding region: 1-1149 (382 amino acids)
Source: RefSeq, a predicted model, not a curated record